This is a messenger RNA of Biomphalaria glabrata, 3051 nucleotides long. RefSeq names its product WD repeat-containing protein 91-like. Gene Ontology annotation, cellular component: late endosome membrane; early endosome membrane; extrinsic component of endosome membrane. Gene Ontology annotation, molecular function: phosphatidylinositol 3-kinase regulator activity; protein binding. The transcript is spliced from 17 exons. The record is from RefSeq and is a predicted model, not a curated record. Lineage: Eukaryota; Metazoa; Mollusca; Gastropoda; Planorbidae. Gene Ontology annotation, biological process: early endosome to late endosome transport. Bases 37 to 2349 code for a protein of 770 amino acids.
AUGUGACAUUAUUAGAUCUAGAGUCUAAGAUCAACAAUGGCUGCCAGUUGUGAAAAGCUAGAUCAGCUGGUCAAAGACUACCUAUUGUUUAGGGGGUUUUCGACUACGUUAAAAAUACUUGACCAAGAACUAAAAACUGAUAAAGAUAAGGGAUUGCGGGUCGACCGUAUGAUGGAACAAAUUUGGACUUAUCUCUCCAACUUUGAUUUACAAGGUCUCCGAGAUUAUUGGCGUUAUUUAAACCAGAGACUUUUCUCCCGACUGGAACAGCGUUAUGCUCUGAGUGUUCGGAAGCUGGAAAGCAGCCUGCUGAAAUUAUACGUUGUGAAUGCUCACCAGGGAGGAAAGCAAGAAAAAGUUUUAGGGUUCUAUGAACAGCUUGGAGCUGAUUUACAAACUCAUCCAGACUUUAAAGAUUGGUUUGCUUUUCCAUUCGUGACUAACCCGGCAGAAAAUCCAAUGUUUUCUUUAUAUUUUACCAAACAAUGGCAAGACACGCUCCAGCUUUCUCUACACAACUUUCUUUCUGUUGUGUUGCAAGCAAUGCCAGUUCCAACAUUGCUCAAUGUGGAGUUUGAUGCCAGGCGCAUGAAGACAUUACAGGAAGAGAAUACAUCCUUAAAACAACAGUUGAUGAAUUCUGCUACAGCAACUGUAGAUAUGGGUGCUGAAGCUAAAGUGAAACCAAGACAUGCUGUUCAUAUGGAUCUCCCCCCACCUCCUUCUCCUCCUGAUAUGGUCUAUGAUUUUUCUGGAUUAGCCAGUGACAGUGACUCUUCAAAUCAAGAGAAACAAAAGACCACAAGGCGAUUUUUAAGUCUUACAUCCCCACUGAUGGGUCGAAAGAAAUCAGAUGCUGCAUCAAUCAAACCUAAAACCACAGGAGCAGCUGCUCCUGCAGCUUUAGUUAUUUCUGGAGCACAGGGGAAGCUUUCCAAAGUUGUAGAGACUACGACAACACCAUCAUUGAUAACUGCAUCCGAAGGAAGAAAAAUGUCAGUUCCAUCCUCACAUCCAUCCUCAAUCACAGCAGCAUCAGAAGCUGCUAAAAGCCAACCUUUUUCUAAAGUAUUUGGGAGUUCAGGUUCUUCUCAGCAGCUGUCUUCCCUGAUCAGGCAUGCCACAUUCUCAGCAGGAGAUACACACCCUUCAUCCUCACUCACAACAAAUAGAUCCUUAUCAGUUCCAGCAAACAAAUUGCCAGCUUCAUCCAAGAAGAUCCUAGAUGCUGUUAAAAAGAAGCCAGAAACUCAGCUAUCAGGCUUAUCAAGUACUGAAGUGCCCAAUGCUGCAUCUGCCUUGGAAGCAGUUUCAGAUCAAGAUGUAACAGAUUCGGAUUGUCCAUUUUUACUUUUAGAGGUUGAUGAAUAUAUUGAGCACAGCUCAGCUGCUGCCUUCUGUCGUUUUUCCCUGUCAGGGCAGUAUGUUGCCAGCCUAGAUGUGGAUGGCAUUGUCAAAGUUUGGAUGUGGAGUCCACAGCCUGCUACGAUUGCUACAGUUAUGUCCAAGUCUGCUUUUUUAUCUCUGGCAUGGGCUAGCAAGUCUGACAGAUGGCUGUUACUAGGCAACAAGACAGGCUCUCUUCGCUUGUUUGAUUUAAAAGACAGCAAAGCCCAUAAAGAAGUUUUAGUCAGUCCAGACAAUCCAGCUAAUUGUAUGCGGGUGACAGACUUGUCCAUUAGUCCAUCAAGUUCACAGUUUGCCUGUGCCACAGCUGAUUACUGCCCUUUCUCAACCAGUCUGAAUAAUGUUAGUGGACGAUUGUUUCUCUGGGAUCUUCGAAGUCUAAAAAUGGAGAGAAUGUUGCCUGUUGAAUCUGUUUUGUGUAAUGCUAUCACCUGUUCCUCUUACAGUCGCAACAGCCAGACUCUGUUGACUGGAGGUGCUGAUGGUACACUUAGAUUAUAUGAUGUCCAUUCACAAAAACCUGUGAUCAAAUGGCCUGGACAUGAUUCACCAAUUCAUACAGUUCAUUUCCAUGGUGAUAAAUCUGUUUAUAGCAUGUCGGCUGAUGGGAAACUGUAUGAAUGGAAUUUGUCUUGCCCUGGUCAAGUUAUUAACAGUUUGAAUUGUGGAACACGAGACUUUUUAGCUAAUAAACCCGGAAGCUGUAGAGGUCGUCUUUUUGCACUUGAUACUGAUUAUGAUCAAUAUUUAUUAACUUACAAUGGCCGAAGGGGCUCAAUUUACAAGAUUCUUGAUGCUUCUUGCCCUACUCUUGCAAUGGAUUUAAAGCUUCAUCAGUCUCCUGUGGUUAGUGUAGACUGGUCAUCUUCACAGGGCACACGAGUCUGUCUCACAAGCUCAGCUGAUGCCAAAAUUAAGAUAUCUACUUUAUUAUCCAAGUAGACUUUUGAAACAUGACUUUUGAACUAUGACAUACCAUUGGUGAAUUUUUUUCUUUGUUUUGAAAACACUUUUUCAAUUGUCAUUAAAAUUUUAUGUUUCAUUGGCACUCAUAUCUUCAUUGACUGAUCAGAUGUCUGUGUCAGAAAAACUUUCUAUUCAUGCUUCAUUCACAUUAUUUCCCCAGAAUUUUUUUUUUCUUUAUAAGCAAAAUGUAAUGUACUUUUUAUCUAUUCAUUCCAUUGAUCCUUGCAGGAUAAAACCGUAUUAAUAAGUCUUUUGAAGGUAAAUGUUUUUCUUUUAAACAGAGCUGAAUAUUUGGUUAACUGUAAUUUGUCUUUUUUUUUUUUUUGGAUAUCAGAUAUUAUAAUGUAAUAUCUAUGUAUUUUUUUAAUAGAUGAUCUUGUUUCCCCAGAGUUAAACUUUUUUCUUCUAAUAAUUCUUAUAUAUGAUGCAACUUGUCAAGUAGUGCACUGGCUAUAAUAAACUGUGUUAUAAUUUAUUAAAAAUGUUUUUCUACAAUCAUUGCACAAUCACUUUUUUUUUUUUAAAGGGAUUACUAAAAAAAAAAUCAUGAAUAGGUUAAAUAACAUAAUUAGUCCAUUUAUCUAAAACUGGUCACCAUCUAAGUCACUCUAAUGUUAUAGAGGGGGUUCUAUGUCUCCUAAUAAAACCUAAAAUAAUAAAUAGUAACCAAAAAAAAAU